This is a messenger RNA of Erythranthe guttata (spotted monkey flower), 1140 nucleotides long. Its product is annotated as rac-like GTP-binding protein ARAC3. Gene Ontology annotation, biological process: small GTPase-mediated signal transduction. NCBI's taxonomy places the organism in Eukaryota, Viridiplantae, Streptophyta, Magnoliopsida, Lamiales, Phrymaceae. The record is from RefSeq and is a predicted model, not a curated record. Gene Ontology annotation, molecular function: GTPase activity; GTP binding.
UUCACCCAUAAAUUUCGAUCUUAAAAAAGAACUAAAUAAUCAUCAUCAUCAUCUCGUUCGUUACUCUCAUUCUGCGUCUGAACUUUAACUAAGUAAUAAUGAUAAUGAAUGCGGCUGUUGGGUUAGGUGUUGUAUGAUUAUUCAAGCAUACGCAAUUUGUAUUCCCAAUUUUGAAAUUGAAAUUAGGGUUUUGUUUCCGUACUUGCUAAGUUAACUACCUGUAUUGAGAUAAAUAGCUCACGGAUUAAUCAUGUGGAGGGGGGCAGUAUGAAGUAACACAGCUGAUAUAAAUAGUUCACGGGGGUUGGUAAAGGUAAAGGAUUCUCGCCGGCGACGAAAUGAGCACGUCCAGGUUCAUAAAGUGCGUCACCGUCGGCGACGGAGCCGUCGGUAAAACUUGCCUCCUCAUUUCCUACACCAGCAACACUUUUCCGACGGAUUAUGUCCCAACUGUAUUCGACAAUUUUAGUGCCAACGUUGUGGUGGAUGGAAACACUGUGAAUCUCGGGUUAUGGGAUACUGCAGGGCAGGAGGACUACAAUAGAUUAAGACCAUUAAGCUAUCGUGGGGCGGAUGUGUUUAUACUUUCCUUCUCUCUUAUUAGCAAAGCUAGUUAUGAGAAUAUUCCCAAGAAGUGGAUUCCUGAAUUGAGGCAUUAUGCUCCCGGAGUUCCAAUAAUUCUCGUCGGAACAAAGCUUGAUCUUCGAGAUGAUAAGCAUUUCUUCGUUGACCACCCUGGAGCGGUGCCUAUCUCAACUGCACAGGGAGAGGAGCUGAAGAAGUUGAUUGGAGCAUCUGCUUACAUUGAAUGCAGUGCAAAGACACAACAGAAUGUGAAGGGUGUGUUUGAUGCAGCUAUUAAGGUUGUUCUGCAGCCACCUAAGCAAAGGAAGAGAAAGAAACGAAAGGGUCAAAAAUCGGCAUGCAGUAUAUUGUAACUGCGUAACGAAUGUCAAGAUGAUUAAUAUUAGACAUGAAAUAAACUCUCUCUAUUCUGAAAGCCUACAUUGUAUGUUUUGUUGUAAGAUAUACAUGAAGUUCUUCGUUACAUACCGAUAACCGAUGUUUUAUAUACUAACUAGGUCAUAUCGAUCUAUACGCGGUAUUUUCUUUUUUAUAUAUAUAUUUUAUUUUACGUGA